CGCCUCUGGGGCUUGUGUGGUAAAAGGUGCGGCAGCUCUGUGACAACUCUCCCUUCUGCCUUUUACUUCGGCCUUAUUAUCAACGACUUCAGGAUGUCUGUGUGGGAUGACUUAGAUCUGCUAUUGGAUUCCCCUUCCUCACUGACAAUGACUUCAAAUACAAGAGGAACUGUGAAAGACAACCCAAGUUUCAAAGUUGAUGAAGAUGUUUCGGCGUUAAAGAAGGCCAUAGAGGGUCUUGGUACAACUGAAAAAACACUGAUUGAGGUGUUGACCCAAAGAAGUAAUGCUCAGCGACAGCUCAUUGCUCAAGCAUAUGAGAAAGCAACUGGAAGGAAACUGGUGGAUGACUUGAAGGGCGACACCCAGGGAGAUUUUGAGGAUGUACUUGUUGCUUUGGUAACACCUCCGGCAGUUUUUGACUGUCAUGAAGUCAUUAAAGCAAUAAAGGGAGCCGGAACAACAGAGAGUAUACUGACUGAAAUAUUUGCUUCCAAGUCCAACAAACAAAUUAAAGCUUUAUCCGAAGCUUACAUGGCAGAAACUGGAAAGUCAGUGCUUCAUGAUCUAAAGGGAGAGGUGUCCGGGGAGUAUGGCAAAGCCCUCCUUAUCCUUGCUGAGGGCAAAAGAGAUGAGAGCACCCAUGUCGACACUGCUAAAGCCAAGGCAGAUGCAAAGGCCUUAUAUGAAGCUGGCGAGAAAAAGUGGGGAACGGAUGAAGACAAAUUCAUUGAUAUCUUAUGCCACAGGAGUAUUCCACAGCUGAGACAGACUUUGGUUGAAUACAAGGAAAUUAGCAAGAAAACUCUACAGGAAAGCAUAGAAAGUGAGAUGUCUGGCAAUCUGGAGACACUGCUUGUUGCUGUUGUGAAAUGUGUUAAGAAUGUCCCAGCAUACCUUGCAGAAAUACUGUUCAAGAGUAUGAAGGGUGCAGGUACCACAGAGUCCAUUCUGACCAGAAUUAUCGUCAGUCGUUCAGAAAUUGAUUUAAUGGACAUCAGAGCAGAGUACAAAAAGCUUUUUGGAUAUUCACUCUACUCUCAGCUUGAGUCUGAAGUAUCGGGUUGCUAUGGUGAUGUCCUCAAACAUCUGUGUGGACAAGACUAACUCCACCCUUGGAGGAGAUGAGAAACAUGUGGGGUAGUUCAGCAUUCAAACAGAACAGAAACAAAAAAAACAAUUUAGUAGCAUUUUAUUGAAAUAGUCUUCUAAAACUCUAACAAUUUAUUGCGACCUGCUGAGGAAUUUUAACAAUUUCUACCCAGGCCUAGAUAUUUCACAUAUACAGUAAAGUGAAUUCAUGCACAACAAAUACUACCAUAAAAGUAAGACCUACUUUUUACUCAAAUAGGACUAUAUUAUGUUCCAUUUAAUAAUGUUCCACAAUUUUUGUAGUAUGCACAAAUAACCUGUAAUUAAAAAAAAGAUACCAAAUCUG
Periophthalmus magnuspinnatus is the source of this 1438-nucleotide messenger RNA. It is a transcript of the gene anxa3b, whose product is annotated as annexin A3b. The transcript has 14 exons. NCBI's taxonomy places the organism in Eukaryota, Metazoa, Chordata, Actinopteri, Gobiiformes, Gobiidae. The record is from RefSeq and is a predicted model, not a curated record. Bases 94 to 1107 code for a protein of 337 amino acids. Gene Ontology annotation, cellular component: cytoplasm. Gene Ontology annotation, molecular function: calcium-dependent phospholipid binding; calcium ion binding; phospholipase inhibitor activity.